AUGGAGACGAUAAGCCCAAUCGCAGUUAACCACGCUGACUACGCCGCCCAUUAUACACUGCUCCUCAGUCGUGUCCUUCUUCUGUUGGCUACUUAUCUUCCUCGCAUGCCAGUGAAACUCAGACAGACACAGGAUUGGCUGAUCCAGGUGAUCCAAUAUGCCCUGAUCCGUUGCCACACUGCCUCCUCCUCAGGAGUGAAGCUGUCCUCAGCUUCUGGCUUGGUUCAUCGCACUGUUCAAGGUUCGACACUACCCGACACCCCACAUCUGGCAGAUCCAUUCGCAGUUGCAGUCCAGCUGGAUACUACUGUCCAAGUCGUCGUCGCUGAGUUGCCAAUGCCUCUUCAGAUGCAGUAG
Molecule: messenger RNA, 357 nt
Organism: Mesocestoides corti
Lineage: Eukaryota; Metazoa; Platyhelminthes; Cestoda; Cyclophyllidea; Mesocestoididae
Source: the annotation of a GenBank genome assembly